AGUGAAGCUUUGGAAAGGAUCAGAUACCUAUUGUUCAUGGCUCAAAUCACUCCACUAAAGGACUCUUGAGAUUAAAAUUUAAUCAAUUUUAAACAAACUCAAGAGCAACUGAAAGUCAAGAAAAUCUGCUGGUCAAGUGAGUUACAAAGGACUUCAGGCAAGCUCCAAAGAACAGACAUGGGGAUACUUUAUUCAGAGCCCAUUUGCCAGGCAGCUUAUGAUAAUGACUUCAAUCAAGUUCAACUGCUGCUGGAAGAGGAUAGCAAUUUUUUAAACAUUCAAGACAGCUGUGGUGGAGACACACCCCUAAUCUGUGCCUGCAGACAGGGACACAACAGAAUAGUCAGUUACCUUUUGAAAUGGAACGCUGAUGUGAACGUCAGAAACAAGAAAGACCGCACAUGUUUGCAUUAUGCUGUGAGAAAACGGUUUAGUUUCCUUGACUACCUGCUCAUUAUCAUCCUAAUGCCCAUUCUGCUUAUUGGCUAUCUUAUCAUGGUAUCAAAAACUAAGCAGAACGAAAACCUAAUCAAGAUGUUACUUCGAGCUGGCACAGAUGUUAAUGCUACAGACUAUGCUGGUAGCACAGCCCUUCACUAUGCCUGUGAAAUGAAAAAUCAGUCAGUUGUUCCUCUACUACUUGAAGCCCAUGCAGACCCUUCAAUAAAGAAUAAGAAUGGGGAAUCUCCACUGGAUAUAGCGAGAAGAUUAAAGUUCACCAACAUUGAAUAUGUGUGUUAAAGAAGGCAUCCUAGUCCUUAAUGGGAUGAUGUUAAGGGUGUUAGGCAUGAAAAAAAAAAUCUACUUAUCUGGGCACUCCCUGUUGUACAAGGAUGCCAUGGAGACAUUGUUUUUGUUUAAGAUCUGAUGUUUUCUGCAGUCAUGUACUGUACUGGGGUGAAAACAUUAUCUAAGUUGUAUCUACUGGUAUGCAGUCAGUACAUACAACAUAUAAAAUAUAUAGCCAUGUGGUGUGCC
This is a messenger RNA of Gopherus evgoodei (Goodes thornscrub tortoise), 978 nucleotides long. RefSeq names its product ankyrin repeat domain 22 (gene ANKRD22). Bases 178 to 741 code for a protein of 187 amino acids. Gene Ontology annotation, molecular function: protein binding. Lineage: Eukaryota; Metazoa; Chordata; Testudines; Testudinidae. The record is from RefSeq and is a predicted model, not a curated record. The transcript has 6 exons.